Molecule: messenger RNA, 2535 nt
Organism: Megalobrama amblycephala (Wuchang bream)
Lineage: Eukaryota; Metazoa; Chordata; Actinopteri; Cypriniformes; Xenocyprididae
Gene: cnga1a
Product: cyclic nucleotide gated channel subunit alpha 1a
Exons: 7
Coding region: 270-2333 (687 amino acids)
Biological process (GO): monoatomic cation transmembrane transport
Cellular component (GO): intracellular cyclic nucleotide activated cation channel complex; plasma membrane
Molecular function (GO): cGMP binding; intracellularly cGMP-activated cation channel activity; protein-containing complex binding
Source: RefSeq, a predicted model, not a curated record
CAGGGAGGAGGCUUUGUCUUUGUCACUCUAGUCUCUCAUUAAUCUCCAAAUCCUUCUCAGGGUCAUGCAAGACUGAGAUAUCAUUACAGAGCACAACAGAACAAAUGAACCACAAGUGUACUCCUCCUUUGAAAACACAAGCUGUAAUUUGACUGUAUCUUUAAUUUCACCAAAAAGAAGGUCUGUGGUUCUAAGGGGCUCUGUGAUUCUUCAGAUCAAGAGAGAAUGGGACAGGAUUUGAUUUAAAGGAAAACAGUCGGGGGAAAGGAAUGACUGUUGUACCUACAUCAGGGGAUAUUGCAGUCACUCACAAAGUAUCUCCGAUAAUGGAGGUGGAUUCAGAGGAGGAAGAUGAAGACCCAGUUCCAGCUCCAAGUGCAGGACGUAUAUUUAACAUCAACAACAGCAACAACAAUGAGGAGGAAGACAAGAAGAAAAAGAAAAAGGAGAAAAAAGAAAAGAAGGAGAAAAAAGAGAAAAAAGAAAAGAAAGAGAAGAAAGAAAAAAAAGAGAAGAAAGAAAAGGAUGAAAAAGAAAAAGAAAAUGAGAAAGCGAAAGAAAAGGAAAAGGAAAAGGAAAAGGAGAAAGAAAAAGAAAAGGAAAAAGAGAAAGAAAAAGAAAAGAAGGAGGGGCCCAAGGAGGUGUUUGUGAUUAACCCAGCGGGACUCCUGUAUUAUCAAUGGCUGCUUGUAAUCACAAUUCCUGUCAUGUACAAUUGGACAGUUAUAAUUGCAAGAGCCUGCUUUGAGGAACUGCAGAAUGACUAUCUACUGAUAUGGUUCCUCCUGGACUACACCUCUGACUUGCUUUAUUUGGCUGACAUGGCCUUCAGAGCACGAACAGGGUACCUGGAACAAGGCUUGCUUGUCAAAGAUGAAAAGCUCCUCCUCCAGAAGUACACCAGCAGUCUCCAGUUCCGGAUCGAUGUCAUCUCUAUGCUACCCACAGACAUCUUCUACUUCGUUUUAGGAUUAGACUACCCAGAGAUCCGCAUAAACAAGUUGCUCCGCCUGAACCGCAUGUUUGAGUUCUUCACCAUCUCAGAAACCAUGACCAACUACCCUAACAUCUUCCGAAUCUGCACUUUGGUCAUGUACAUCAUCAUCAUCAUCCACUGGAACGCAUGCCUCUACUUCUCCUUCUCCAAGUCCAUUGGGUUCGGAUCAGAUGCAUGGGUGUACCCUUCUCUUGACGAACCGGAGUUCGGAGAGCUGAUGCGAAAAUAUUCUUUUAGCCUCUACUGGUCUACGCUUACCCUCACCACAAUUGGAGAGACGCCAUCUCCGGCGCUAGACUCUGAAUUCCUCUUCCACGUUGUUGACUUCCUGGUGGGCGUAUUGAUCUUUGCCACCAUUGUAGGUAACAUUGCUACAAUGAUCUCAAAUAUGAACGCAGCCCAGGCUCAGUUCCAGGCCAGGAUCGACAACAUUAAGCAGUACAUGCAUGCGCGACAUGUCAGCAAGGACCUCGAGAAGCGUGUCAUCAAGUGGUUUGACUACCUGUGGACUAACAAGAAGGCACAGGAUGAAAGAGAGGUGCUGAGGUACUUGCCAGACAAAUUACGAGCAGAGUUAGGCAUGAACGUGCAUUUAGAGACCCUCCUGAAGGUGCGGAUCUUUGCCGACUGCGAGGCAGGGUUGCUGACCGAGUUAGUGUUGAGGCUUCGCCCUGUAGUCUUCAGUCCCGAUGACUACAUCUGCCGCAAGGGUGAUAUUGGGCGGGAGAUGUACAUAAUAAAGGAAGGCAAACUUGCUGUGGUGGCCGAUGAUGGCGUCACUGUAUUUGUAGUCCUUGGCGAUGGAAGCUACUUUGGUGAAAUUAGCAUUCUAAACAUCAAGGGCAGCAAGGCUGGGAACCGCAGGACAGCAAAUAUUAAAAGCAUAGGGUACUCAGACCUCUUCUGCUUGACCAAAGAUGAUCUGAUGGAAGCUCUGACGGAAUAUCCCGAUGCUAAAGCUAUGCUGGAAGAGAAAGGAAGACAGAUUCUGCUGAAGGAUGGUCUGCUGGAGCUGGACCCUGCGAAACUAAAGCCAGACGAGAGGGACUUGGAGGAACGCGUAAACCGAAUAUACAGCACAAUGCAGUUGAUGCAGACCAAGGUAAACAAGCUGGUGGCGGAACAGGAGGAGACACAAAAGAUGAUCAAACGCCGAAUUGCUCAGAUAGAGCGCUUGACUGGGGAAGUGGUGGAGGAUGAAGAUGAAGAGGAGGAGAAGAAAGAAGAAGAGCCAGAGAAAGAGAAGACUGAAGAAGACAAGGAAAAGACGGAAGAAAAAGAGGAGGAAAAGAUUGAAGAAGAGACCGAAGAGAAAAAGAAAGAUGAGGAGUCAUAGGAUAAGACUUUAUGAGAAUAGCUCUGGAUGAAAAUCACAGACGAAGAAAUCUAAACACUAAUACGUUCAAAUUAAAAUCAAAAACUUCUUAACUCUUGUUCUUAGUAACACUGAUUUGUUUAUCCAAUUUGACUUUGUUCAUUGUCCACUACAUGAAAAAUGUCUUGUGCAGCCAAUAAAUUCUUGUAAAGGCAACAACAGA